CAGCUGCUUUUGGCACCGUAACAAUGUAGGAACCGUCUCAAAAAAGUCUAUACAUCUCAAAACGUAAAAAGGACCACAAACACACUUACCGAGGACAAAAUAAAACAGAACUACUUUGACCAAAUAUACUGCAGUUUAACGCAAGCUUAGGUGACUAUCAAUCAUAUUGUACCUAGCUUACCAUGAUAGUUUUAAACGUUUUUAAAUCGGCUCUGGCAUUUGCAGACUCCCCCCGAGGUCGUUGUUGCGGAAGUGAAAAGUCUACGUGGGGAAGAAAGGCAAAUGGACGCGUGGAGCAGCGGCACCCGGGGCGUAUAAAUGGGACGGAGAGACGACGACAAGCUGUAAUGCUGCGCCGUGUGCGGCAGUCUCUUCGGCAGGUGCUGUUUCUGAUGGCCCGAAGACCGGUUCUACUCUGCGGGGCUAUCGUGCUCAGCGUCCUGUUCAUACUAGCCGUCAAGUUCACAUGCAGCCGUGCUAAGGACGUGGUGGUAGCAGCUCAGCCUCCGGUGCGCUUCUUCUCCACCGAGGCCCCGAUAGUAGACCUCUACUUGGGUCAGCUAGACCAGGUGGAGCGUCUCAGGAGCGUGGCCGAGGUAUCUCUCGUGUUCUUCUAUGCACCGUGGUGUGCUCACUCCAUGGCUGCCCGACAGGAAGUGCAGCAGGUUGCUAAGAAGCUGGCUAAACAGGUGCAGUUUGUUGCCAUUAACUGCUGGUGGAGUCAGGGGAAGUGCAGGAGGCAGAACCACAUCUAUCAGUACCCCAUCAUCCAUCUGUUUUACAGAAGGUUUGGGCCUAUAAAUUACAAGGGCCCGUUUGUGGCUCCGUAUGUGGAAAGUUUCAUCCUCAGAGUCAUCACCCCGCUCACUUACCUCCCGUCGAGAGCCACACUUAAAGAGUUCCUCUCCUAUCACGAGCCUCGAGUGGUGGGUUUCUUCCAGUUUAACUCCUCUCCUCAACCACCAGGGUACAUUACAUAUCUGUCCUCUGCCCUGCAGGCCCUCAAAAGAGAUUUCCGUGGUGGUGUACGUUUCGGGGUCGUGACCAACAAACAGGUGGCGGAAGCCAUCUCAGUAAGAGAAGAUGAAACUGUUUACCUACACAGAAGAUUUAACUCCUCUUUGAUUUUCCCUCGAAGAGAACGCAACUUCACAUCAGAGGUCAUCUGUAGCUGGGUGUUCGAACACUAUGAGACGGUCCUCCAGUGGCUGCAGCCCCCAGGAACAAAGUCUCGCCUCCUGGAACGGGAGCUGAAUAAAGGUCCCGCACUGCUGCUAUUCCUGCCACACAAUCCACUAGGAUCCAAGCCCAGUCCCUUACUGCAACAGGUUGCUGACGUUGCUGUGCGUUACCAUUCCUGUAACGGUAAUAACCACUCCACCUUGGACAAAAGCUUCACCUCCCACUCAUUGUGCUGCCAGUCGGUUCUUCUCCCAGAAUCAAGCACUAGUGUGUGCGAGGUGUGCCUCAGCUGGUCAGGACCGAGCCUGACCAGCUCCUCUGUACGCUGCUCUUUCCCCUCCACAGCUCAGGGAGGAGACGUGUUGCAUUCUUAUCUCAGACACUGCUGCCUCCACCAACUACCUGCCCCCGUGGCCAUAGAAACUGCAACCUCAGUGGGCUGUAGUAACCUCCUGAACAGCUACAGCCCAUUUAGCCAAUACAGUGCCUGCUGCAGAAAAGUUGAACCUCAGCUCAAUAAAUUGCCAGCCAAAGAGGGGCUAGACAUGCAAAGAGUUCCCCUUACGCCUUCUCCUUCAUCCAUCCCUCCAUCUUCUGACGCUCAGCAGGGAGGAGAUGGCAUCACAGGGCUCCGGUGUCAGACCAACAGGACGCUCAGGUUUUAUGUGCUAGAUGUUGCUCUGAACUGGCCUCUGGCAGUGAGGCUCGGAGCAACAGGCAACAGAAGUGCUUCUUCUCAGCAGGAGGCUGGUGCACAAAGUGCUCAAAGUGGCGACGGCACGUUUGCAGCUAUUGUGAACCUAAAGGAUGAGGUUCAUUAUGUUCUCCACCGCAGCCCAGCAACCACCCUGACAGAGUCUCUGGAGGCCUUCAUCAGGAACUUCAGCGCUCCAUACAGCCUUUUGCAGAGACACUUGGUGGGGGAGGAGGACGUGAAGGGAGGUGAGGAGGAAGCCAGACGUCCAGACGAACAUCAGCAGCCGCCUCCACGCCGCUUCAUCACAGAACUGACCACUUCGUCUUUCUUGCCCUCCGUCAUGGAGCUUCAAAAGGAUGUGCUGCUGUUUUACUACACUCAGUGGUGUGGAUUCUGCUCUGUACUGAACCACGUCAUCAUCCAGCUGGCCAGAUUAUUACAGGGGAACAGCACCAUCACUGUGGCCAGGGUGAAUGUUGCACGUAAUGACCUUCCCUGGGAGUUCAUGGUCGACCACGUUCCCUCUAUUCUUCUCUUUCCCAGAUACAGAAAACAUCUCAGUGUGAAGUUCCCUGAUGACCUGCCCAUUACGUUACCCAACCUCCUUCGCUUCAUCCUGCAGCACUCCAGCUCUGUCCAUUAUGCAGACAAGGCAGUGACGUCUUCUGCAGAGGGUUCAGGACCCAGCGCUGUCCUCCGUGCAGAGUUUUUGGCACUCCAGCAUGAGGUUCAAGUGCUGCAUCGUGCACGCGAACGCCUCUCCCAACAGCUGGCACAGCUGUGGCGUGACAAUCGAAGACUGACAUUUGAUGCUCGCAGCUUAGAAGCCCAGAACGCGGAGCUGCUGCAAGAGAGGCAGAGCUUAGAGGAGCAGCACCGGGACAAAAGCCGGCAGCUCGAGGACGCAGUGAAACGGCUGCAGGAGCUGGCAGACGCCUCCGAAAACCUUCUGAUGCUGCUGAGGUUCUUGCUGAAAGCACGGAAGGAUAGGACGGAGGCUAGAGAGAGAGAGGAGGUGGAGAGAAAAGAGGCAGAACAGAAAAGAAGCCAUAUGGCCUCCUGA
Molecule: messenger RNA, 2942 nt
Organism: Monopterus albus (swamp eel)
Lineage: Eukaryota; Metazoa; Chordata; Actinopteri; Synbranchiformes; Synbranchidae
Gene: txndc11
Product: thioredoxin domain containing 11
Exons: 14
Coding region: 183-2942 (919 amino acids)
Source: RefSeq, a predicted model, not a curated record